AGUGUCUUCUUCCCCUCAAAAUAUUUCCAAUUCACUCUCAAAAUUAAGCCUAUUAUGUCAAUGGCUAAAGUUUACCCUACCAAAUCAAACCUAAGUACAAUUUCUUCUUCUUCUUCUUCUUCUAUUAAUUCCUCUAACUGUUAUGUGAGCCCAAGUAGAGAAAUAUUCACUUUGUGGAUGAAAUCUCUAGUCUACCAUGGAAAUGGAUGCACUGUUUACGACUCAAAAGGCCAAAUUAUUUAUCGAAUUGACAACUACAACAUAAAACGUAGCAAAGAAGUCCAUCUCAUGGAUUCCAAUGGCAGAGUGCUCUUUUCUAUUCGAAAUAGGAAAGUUCCAGUUUUUGGACAUUGGGAUGGCUAUAAAUGGAGUUAUGAUGGAGUGACUAGUAAGGAGCUACCAUGGUUUCAAGUGAGGAAAAUUCACAAAGUCCGUAGAGGAGAUAAUACGAGCUAUUAUAAUGUUAUAUUGGGAUGUAAUUCUGAAGCUAGUAGCUAUAACAUUAUCCUUGGCACAACAUCAAUUAAGAUUGUGAACCAAACAGGCAGACUUGUUGCAGAGGUAAAACAAAAACAAGCAAGUUCAGGAGUACUUUUCGGAAAUGAUGUAUUAACAUUGGUGGUGGAACCUCAUGUUGAUCACUCAUUAGUUAUGGCUCUUGUCACUGUUUGUGGUCUCAUCCAUCACAGAAUUUGAUUUUAUUAGUAUCAAGAGUAAUAAGUUUAAUUUUUUCCUAGUCACUUUUUCUGUUUAAUAAUCGUAAUUUCUUGGAAACAGGAAAAAGAGAACUUAAUUAUAGUUUGUACCUUGAGGGAUGAGUUGCUUAGAUGUAAUCGGGUGAUGAAUAUUGAAGUGUACAAUUCUAUUA
Molecule: messenger RNA, 868 nt
Organism: Lycium barbarum (goji berry)
Lineage: Eukaryota; Viridiplantae; Streptophyta; Magnoliopsida; Solanales; Solanaceae
Product: protein LURP-one-related 11-like
Exons: 3
Coding region: 55-696 (213 amino acids)
Source: RefSeq, a predicted model, not a curated record